GCUGCCCACCACUCAUUUUCACCUGAGGACCUCUGCCCGGGCACGUGUUUCACGCGUGCCGGGUCGGGCUGAUCGAGUCGGUUUCGAGGGAACAUGUGGAGUAAAGAUGAAACAGAUGCAGUUUAUAGGACUUUUCUGUAUAUCAAUGUUGUUUAUUCUGUAUAGGACAACCAUAUAUCAGUAUCAACAGGCAGAGAUGGAAUCAAAAUCUGAUCCACUCUAUCCUGCAGAGGAUUCUUGUGUGUCUGGCAGAUGUUCAAGUAGUUUGCCUCGUGGUAUUAUUGAGGCUAGGUCAGAUCUCGAGCUAAAGCCUCUCAAGGCAAUGAGUAUUUCGAAGUCAAAGGUUAAUGUUACGGGCUAUCAUAAUUUGUUGGCAAUGCCGGUUGGCAUUAAACAGAAGGAUAAUGUUGAUGAAAUCAUUCAAAAGUUUCUUUCAGAGAAUUUCACUAUUAUUUUGUUCCAUUAUGAUGGUAAUGUGGAUGGGUGGUGGGAUCUUGCCUGGAGUAAGGAAGCCAUUCAUAUAGUUGCUCACAGUCAAACAAAGUGGUGGUUUGCUAAGCGUUUUCUACAUCCUGAUGUCGUAUCUAUAUAUGACUACAUAUUUCUAUGGGAUGAAGAUUUGGGCGUGGAGAAUUUUCACCCUGCAAGAUACCUAGAAAUUGUAAAAUCGGAAGGCCUCGAGAUAUCUCAGCCAGCUCUAGACCCCAAUUCAACCGGCAUUCACCACAAAAUUACUGUAAGAAGCAGAACAAACAAGUUUCACAGAAGAGUAUACAAGGAUAAAGGUAGUACAAAAUGUUCCAAUGAAAGCGAAGGUCCUCCCUGCAGUGGGUUCGUGGAAGGAAUGGCUCCCGUCUUUUCAAGAUCUGCAUGGCGUUGUGUAUGGCAUCUUAUCCAGAAUGAUCUUGUUCAUGGAUGGGGAAUGGACAUGAAGCUUGGUUAUUGUGCACAGCUUUUGCAGGGGGACCGGACAACGAAUGUGGGCAUAGUUGACAGUGAAUAUUUAGUCCACCUAGGCAUUCAAUCUUUGGGCGACUCAUCACUGAAAAAGGCUUCAAGUCCUCAAGAAUUGCCAAAGGGGCGUGCUGUUGAUCUGAGAGUUGAGAUACGGAGGCAAUCAACGUAUGAGCUGCAAAUAUUCAAGGAGCGAUGGGAAGAAGCCGUGAAGGAAGACAAGAACUGGGUGGAUCCAUACAAAGCCAGCCAAAGAUACAAGAAAACUUGGAAUUAUUGGUGAAACUUGAAACCCACAUUCAUACAUCUCGUAUCCACUCAAAAUGGUGCCUUUAUACGAACAUGGAUCAACAACACUCAAUUACAUAUUUACAUUGAUGUCCAUAACCACAUCAUAUAUUACUUUUAAUUUUUUAAAGAAUAAAAAAGGCUGUAAUUCCUUAUUCAAUAGUACUAAUUGCAUUAUAAUAAUUAUAAUUCUCAAGUCAAUUA
Messenger RNA from Ipomoea triloba (trilobed morning glory), 1446 nucleotides. RefSeq lists its product as uncharacterized. The record is from RefSeq and is a predicted model, not a curated record. The transcript is spliced from 15 exons. Lineage: Eukaryota; Viridiplantae; Streptophyta; Magnoliopsida; Solanales; Convolvulaceae. Bases 107 to 1237 code for a protein of 376 amino acids.